UUUUUCGUUCCCAAAUAUGACGAACCCUAAGCCCUCGAUGACUCCUUUAUCGGAAUUGCCAUUCUUGGACAUAAUCAAGCUGUCGAUGCCGAUCAUUACUACGGUAUCACUUGCUGUUGCGGCUUUGAUCUCGCUCGUCAUCAUCACCUCCAACAAAUCCAAGAUUCCUCUCGCGAACCCCCCAGACCGCUUCCGGACGGCAUUUUCUCGUCAAGUGGAAUUCAUAACACACGGGCUCGAGGUUGUGGAAAAAGCUAGAAAGCAAUAUGGCAAGCAGCCUUACAGACUAAUCACCAAUGUGGGUGAGACGAUUGUGCUCCCGCCUUCGUACGCUCAAACAAUCCGAAAUGAAAAAGCGUUGCACUUCGGUACAACCUUUGCAGAGGAUUUCCAUGGCUAUCUGGCUGGCUUUGAGCCUUUUGGUACCCUUGGCGAUAAGAGGGACCUGGUUCAGCGUGUAGUGAAGAAACAACUAACCAAACAAUUAAAAUGGAAAGAGACUAACAUUACGAACGACAUACUCAAAGUUGUGUCCCGCUUGUCAUCAAAGAUAUUCCUUGGAGACAAACUCUGCCGCGAUGAACGCUGGAUUGAAUUAUCGAAAGAAUACGUCGUUACUGCUGUCGAAUCCACGAAAAGUUUCCUCGCAUGGCCUAGAUCCUUGCACUUCAUCAUCCCAUGGGUUUCAAAAGAUGCUAAAUUAGUCCUUCAGCUUCUCAAUGGCAUCCGCGGCAUCCUUCAGCCAAUUUUGGAUGAGAGAGAGCGGAUGAAAACCGAAGCUAAAAAGAUGGGUAAGCCAGUCCCGGUCUUCGAAGACACAUUGGAGUGGCUUCAGGAAGAGAGCAAGGGAGCUGCAUACGACCCCGCUGCAUACCAAAUGCUUCUCACAAUCGGCGCCAUACACACGACUUCCGACUUGCUCAGUCAGAUUCUCAUGCGUCUCGGAAAUGAGCCGCAUCUUAUUGAUGACCUAAGGGCGGAGAUCGUAUCAGUCGUCGGCGCUGAUGGUUUUUCCAAAGGCUCAAUCGCCAAUUUGAAGCUCAUGGAUAGUGCGCUCAAGGAAACACAGCGAAUUAAGCCGUUACAGCUGCUCUCAAUGAAGAGAGUUGCAGAGAAGAAGGUUGUUCUCCCAGACGGUUUUACUAUCAACAAGGGCGAUCGUGUUGCUGUGGAUGCGUACGCGAUGCUGGACCCAGAGGUUUACCCUAAUCCAGAGAAGUUCGACAUUUAUCGAUACCUUCGCAUGCGCGAAAAUACUGAUCAUCCUACAAAGGCUCUCCUUGUUUCUACUGGCCCUGAGAACCUCACCUUUGGCCACGGGAUCCAUGCAUGUCCUGGACGUUUCUUCGCUGCUCUUGAGAUAAAGAUUGCUCUUUGCCACAUUUUAACAAAGUAUGACUGGGAGCUUCUACCGGGAUCAAACUUGGAACCGUUUGUCCAAACUGGCGAGCAGACGUGCCUUGAUCCUGGGAACAUGAUGCGCUUUAGACGUCGCAAAGAGGAGAUCGACUUUAAUUCUCUAUCCUAUGAAUAA
Messenger RNA from Boeremia exigua, 1534 nucleotides. RefSeq names its product cytochrome P450. The coding region runs from base 17 to 1534 and encodes 505 amino acids. The record is from RefSeq and is a predicted model, not a curated record. NCBI's taxonomy places the organism in Eukaryota, Fungi, Ascomycota, Dothideomycetes, Pleosporales, Didymellaceae. Gene Ontology annotation, molecular function: monooxygenase activity; iron ion binding; oxidoreductase activity, acting on paired donors, with incorporation or reduction of molecular oxygen. The transcript is spliced from 4 exons.